This is a messenger RNA of Diabrotica balteata, 5776 nucleotides long. NCBI's taxonomy places the organism in Eukaryota, Metazoa, Arthropoda, Insecta, Coleoptera, Chrysomelidae. The record is from the annotation of a GenBank genome assembly.
ACAGUAUAAAAACAAUUUUUUAUGGUUUGUGGUUAAAGUGUGGUAUUAAUUAAUGUGUCAAUAUGGAAGAUCAAAUAAUUGAAAUUUUAAAAACUCCUAUAAAAAGUGAAAGUGAUAAAAAAGAAUAUAAAAUUAUAAAACUGAAAAAUGGUUUAGUUGCCGUACUUAUAUCCGAAGUAAAAACUCAAACAGAUUCAAAUGAAAUAGGUGGAGUAACCAUUGCUAAUGAAGAAAAACUGGCAGGUGCUACGUUGCAAAUAGGGGCUGGAUGUUUUUGUGAUCCUGUGGACGUCCUAGGACUUACGCACUUGUUGGAACAUAUGGUUUUUAUGGGCAGUGAAAAAUUUCCUACAGAAAAUGAUUUUGAUUCGUUUCUUACAAAAGGAGGUGGAAGUUCGAAUGCCGGGACAGAAUAUGAGUGCACAUCAUUUUCCUUUGAGUGUCUUGAAAAACAUUUGCCUGGAGCUUUGGAUAGGUGGUCACAGUUUUUUAUAGCGCCAUUAUUGAAAAAAGAAGCAUUAACUAGAGAAAGGGAGGCUGUGGACUCAGAAUUUCAGAUGUCAUUACCGAAAGAUGAACCACGGCGGGCGCAGUUGUUAAUGAGGUCAGCUAAAAAAGGUACACCUGUACAUGUGAGCUUUCCGUGGGGCAACUUGAAAACUUUAAAAGACAAUAUAUCUGAUGAUGAGUUACAUAAACGUCUUCAUGAGCACAGACAGAGGUACUAUUCUUCCCAUAACAUGACUUUGGCUAUACAAGCAAGACUUCCAUUAGAGACACUAGAAGCAUAUGUCAAGGAGUAUUUCUCAGGUAUACCAAAUAAUAAUUUACCUAAACCUAAUUAUAGUGAGUACGUUGAUGUUUUUGAUACACCUGAAUUUAACACAAUCUACUAUAUUAAACCAUUGAAAGAAAUAAUUCAACUAGAUCUUGUUUGGGCCUUACCUUCACAAAAGUAUGAAUAUAAAAGCAAAGCUGUCAAGUAUUUAUCACAUUUCUUGGGGGAUAAAGGUAAAGGUAGUAUUUUGUCGUAUUUAAAGAAACAUAUGUGGGCUUUGUCAUUGGAUGCUUUUUCUGAGUUUGACAAUAAUUCUAUUUUUGACUUUUUGACUUUAAAUGUAGCAUUAACAGAAGAAGGUUUAAAACAUGUCUUUGAUGUUAUUGAAGUAGUUUUUUCUUACAUUAAUCUUUUAAAAACGGUGGGUCCACAAAAACAAGUGUUUGAAGAGUUGAAAGUCAUAGCUGAUACAGAUUUUAAAUUUGAGACUGAACGAUCAGUUAGUUAUAAUACAUAUACACUAGCGACUAAUCUGCGUAUUCAUCCUCCUGAAGAUAUCAUUUCUGCUAGUCAACUAUACAAGGAAUACAUUCCAGAAAAAAUAACUGAGUUACUGAACAAGUUGACACCCAAAAAUGUAUACAUUGCUAUUACAACAAAAGUAUUACCAGAUGGUUUACAAUUCAAUAAGAAAGAAAAAUGGCUACAAGCCGAAUACACAGACAUAGAGAUUUCUGAGGAACUAUUAAGUAAAUGGGAGUCUGUAGUGCCAUAUACUGAACUCAGUCUCGCCCCUCCUAACCCUUUUUUAACUAGCAAUUUUGAUUUACUUCCUUGCACCUCCAAUCACCCUGAUUAUCCACAAAAAUUAAUAGAUACCACCAAAUGUGAGUUAUGGUACAGACAAGAUCAAAAGUUUAAGCUACCAACAGCUCAUUUCAAUAUCUACCUUUUAAAUCCUCUUACCAUACAAUCACCAAAAAAUUUUGUCUUGACUGAUUUGUUUGUUGAUUUAUUAUCAUUUGCUACAUGUGAGGAGGUUUAUCCAGCAACUAUAGCCAGUUUGUCUGUACAUUUUAUAGCUGAGGACAGGGGAAUCACAGUUCAAAUAAAUGGAUAUAACGAAAAAUUGCCGUUGUUAUUACAGUUAUUGACAAAGUAUAUACUAAAUUUAUCUGAUCAUAUAAAUCAAAACAUAUUUAAUGGAAUUAAAGAAAAAUCUUUACUACUAUACUAUAACAAACUAUUUCAAACUGCUUCUUUAGGUAAUGAACUUCAAAAUAAACUUUUGAUUACAAAUUAUUUUUCGCCCAUAGAUACUUACAGGGAACUCUAUAAUCUUACUUUUGACGAUAUGCUAGAUUUUAUAAAAAAAUUUCCUAAAAAUCUUCUUAUUCAAUCUCUGGUUCAGGGAAAUAUUACAGCAGAUGUUGUAUGUGAUAUCAUUAACAAGUUUAUUAAAAGUUUAGAUUUUGAAGAAAUACCAAAAGAAAAAUAUCCUAGAUUGUCUGUACCACAGAUACCUCUUGGGGAAAAGUGUCUAUUUGUGGAAUCACUUAAUAAAAAAGAUGCCAACUGUGUAACUUCCAAUGUUUACCAAGUUGGAUCGUUUUCUUUAAAAGACAAGGUACUUAUGGACAUCGUUAUGAAAAUAAUUGCUGAACCAUGCUUUAAUACUCUCCGCACAAUUGAACAACUGGGAUAUCAUGUAUCUUGUCGUGGAUAUAAACUAUAUGAUGUCUUAGUAUUUAAUUUACGAGUUAACUCGCAGGUUGAUAAGUAUUCCACACAAUAUUUAGAUUCCAGAAUUGAGGCAUUUUUAAAACAAUCCCAAAAACUAGUAGAUGAAACUACUGUCGAAGGUAUAGAGAAGAUUAAAGAGGAUUUGAUUAAAACUAAACAAGUCUGUGACCAUAAUUUAGCAAAAGAAGUGUACAGGAAUUGGUUAGAGAUCAUCUAUGAUGAUUAUAUGUUUGAUAGAGCAAAACAAGAGGUCGAAUGCAUUAAGACUAUAACAUUGGAAGAUAUUAAGACUUGGUGGAGUAAACACAAUAACUUUGGUAGCCAAGAAAACUUCCGGAAGAUUAGUUUUCAAAUAGCUGGUCAUAUUCAAGACAGCCAAGCCACCUCUACUGGAGAAAGUGUCACAAAUGGAAGUGAACUCAAGGAUACAGCACUGAAAAUAUUGGGUGAUAAUAAAAAUUUACCAGAAGGGAAAUCUGCUGGAUACUUUAUCGAAGAUAUUGACGAGUUUAAAAUAUUUUUAAGACCUUUUCCUAAAAAAACAGACAAAUAACUAUCAUUGUUUUAUGAUCGUGUUAAAACUUAGAAAUGAAAUGGUGCUAAUAUUUAAUUUUUUUUAGUUGAUAUCAAUAUUUUAACAGAUCAUUGUUUAGUAUGGUAACCUUUUUACUUUGUGACAGUGCAGUAUUAGUAAUAAUUUUAAAAUGCAAUUCGGAAAAUACAAGUUACUACAUUGCCAGAAUGGCUUUUAUAAUACUUUAUUAACUAAGACGUUCCUUAUUAUAUUAUCUGUUAUUGUUUUAAUAUUUUUUGUUUUAAAAUAUGUAAUGCUAUGUUUUUCUUUUUAUGUGGGUUCGGAUACACUGACACACAAAAUUUUCGCGCUUCGAUUUGUGAAUUGAGCCUUUCUAGUUCCUGUAGCUGGUUUUCUAAAUGUCGUUUUUUCUUUUGUUUUAGUAUAUUUUUCUCUGCUUGUCUCAUCAAUUUGUACUCCUCUUGAUUUUGUCUUGUCCUUCUGUUUUCCCAUACGCCUGAAUCUUUUUUUGAGUUGCCUGUGCGCAUUGUUUAUUACCUUCACAACCUCUAAUUACGGAUCUCAUUCGAUCAGGUAUACUUCGGAUUAAGGCAGCAAAGUCUGCUUGGGGGAUUUGCUCCCAUUCGUCACGAACUGCUUACUCCAAUUCGUUCAUGGUUUCAAACUCACCAUGGUUACAUCGAAUAGGUACGUAGUCCCAGAAUAUCCCAUGGAUGUUCUAUUGGACUUAAGUCUGCACUUCUUGGGGCCAUGGUGUUAAACGAAUCCCAACUCCAUCCAAGCAAUCCCGUUUUAUUCUUGUGAUGUGCGGACGAGCAUUAUCUUGCAUCAAACGAAAGUUUUCUCUAACAAAAGAGGCAAAUGGCACUACAUGAUCAUCCAAAUAUUGCUGAAUAUACCGUUGAGCGUUCAAAUUGCCCCUUGAACUAUAACAAGUUCUGUAUGAGCCUCUAGGGCAAUGCCUGCCCACACCAUUAUAUCACCUCCACCAAAUUGAACUCUCGGAGUAAAACAACAUUGCUGAUAACGUUCACCAGCUCUUCUCCAUAUUCUAGGCCGGCCAUAUGAUGAGUAUCUGUUAAAUCUUGUUUUAUCCGUGAAAAGCAGAGCACUCUAAUCGUCAACACCCCAAUUAAGAUAUUCGCGAGCGAAGUGUAAAUGUUGCCUCCGAUGAUCUGCUGUUAAGACAGUUUUACAUUAUGCUAUUUUCAUGCUAGUCAAGAGCCAUGCAAGACAAAUCAUGGAACUGCGCAUGCCCACGGGCUAUUUCCAUGCAAUUCCUGUGCUAGACGAAAAAUUAGAACAUGUUCUAUUUUUCAUGCAAUUUUCUUGCAAUUUAUCGUUAAAAUUCAUGUUGCCAACAUAACAAUUUAUAAUAGAUUACAGAAUAAAACAUAACCUUAUCUCUAUCUUUAGCGUCCCUUAACCCACAUGUGUAUUGUUGUGUUUUGAUUUAAAUUAAGUUUAUUAAGUGGUGAUAAAUAGAUAUACUAUGUCUAAAGUUAAUGUAAAAACGACUGGGUGAGUCGUUGACUAUGGAUGAUUGUUGCUACAACAGCAAUAUUCAACAAUAACAAUGUUUUCUUUGUUUUAAUAACCAUAAAUAGUGUAUAUUUAUUUAUUAUAUUAUUUAUUUUAGUACUUAAUUAUAUUUUUUAUUUAAAAUAAAAUAACCUCAAAUUGAUAAAUAUUUUCUCUGUUGGCAACAAUGAAAGUGGGAUCUAAAAUUGCACAGAAAUAUCUCUGAUGUAAAAAGGUCAAGCUAGGCAAGAGAUGUGCCAUGCAAGACGGACUUGCAUAGCAUGAGACUUGCAUAGCCUAGAUGUAAAGCUCCCUUUAAUAGAGGUCCCGUGACAGGUAUUCUGGACCUUAAACCAUAUUCAUUUAAGGGUCUUCGAACGAUAUAAAUGGAAAUUGUGUUUCUAUGGAUAUAUGUUUUAACCUAAGAAAGCGAUCUUCAACUUGUCUUGUCUACCUUGACCUGGCCUCCUGGUGUACUGUUUUCCAAAAUCUUUGUAUUGCAUCAACCACUGUACCUCGAGAUUUUCCUAAAGCAUUGACGAUGUAACGAAUGCUCAGCCAAUCAUCCUGUAGAGCAACAGCUUGUGCUACUUCUUCUGGGUCAUCAUUUUUUUAAUGCAAGUUUUUAACAGGAGACUUAAGACAGGAGACACUAAAUUACAAAUAUUACAAAUUUUAUUUACAUUAAUAAAAUUAUCGCUUAAAAGUUACACUGAUAUCGCUUACAAAACAGUUCGACAAUACUAAUAAUAACGUACUACCUCAACGUGCUUGUAUAAGAACAAAUAAUGCUUUGUAAUCUCUAUGUUAAUAAAUACUCCCUGUGAUUUAUUUAAAUAUUUUUUAGUAAUAAUAAUAAUAAUAAGAUUUUACCUUUUUUUGUUGUUGUUGCUUUUGUAUCGAAUUUCUAUAAAAACAUUUGAAUUUAUAUAGAAAAACACUCAUUUAUCGUUAUUGCAAACUAUUCCAUAUUGUAAAUUGUGAUAUUACAAUGCCAUGGAGCAAAAUUUUGGUACAGUUUGUAAACGAUCAUCAUCCAUGUUUGAAUGUACCCUUAUCUAUUUUAAAUUAUAGGUACAUUGUUAAAUAUUUUAAUUGUAUUAAUAUGUUAUACAUGUAUUCUUACUAUAUGUAACUAUUUUUGCGUGAUAUAUCUAUACGAGUACUAUUAAAUUAUAUUAAUUAAAAAAUUUAAAAUG